UUCCCCGGUCGUCAGUGGGUGGGGAGGCUUCUCCCAGCUGGGAAGUAUGACCUAAUGGAAAACUCUGGCUCCCCCCUCACCCCACUCCCUCGCCUGUUCCCAAUACCCCAGGACUUCCAGUUUCAUCUUCCUGCCCCCUCCAGACUGAAACCAGCCCCUUCAGGCCCCACUCGGCACUAGUGAUUGGGCCUGCCCACCCUCAGGGAGGUGCCUCAUGGCAGCCCGCCCACCACCACCCCCUAGGCCUGGUUUCCUCAGGAAAAGCCUUGGGAGGAAACAGGGAGGGGGUUGGGGCUGUGGGGGCCAGGCUCACUCAAACCCUCUCACUGCACUGACCGCCAUGGGCCUGCGGCUGCUGCUCCCACUGCUACUGCUCUGGACUCAGAGGACCCAGGGGUCUGAGCUGGACCCUAAUGGGCGGCAUGUCUGCGUGGACAACAGCCCCUCUGCUGAGCUCCAGUGCUGCCCAGGCUGGAGGCAGAAGGAUCGAGAAUGCACCAUUGCCAUCUGUGAGGGACCCGAUGCCUGCCGGGAAGACGAAGUAUGCGUGAAGCCAGGCCUCUGUCGAUGCAAACCUGGCUUCUUCGGGGCCCAGUGCAACUCCCGCUGCCCGGGCCAGUACUGGGGCCCCGACUGCCGGGAGAGCUGUGCCUGCCACCCCCAUGGCCAGUGCGAUUCUCUUCCCACCAGCUGUGGCCACUGCGAGCAGAAUGAGCCGUGCUCUGCCGACACAGGCAGCUGUAAGUCCUGCGAGCCGGGCUGGAACGGGACCCAGUGCCUCCAGCCCUGCCCACCUGGUACCUUCGGUGAGAGCUGUGGACAGCAGUGCCCCAAGUGCAGGCGUGGGGAGGCCUGCCAGCCAGACACUGGGCACUGUCUGAGCUGUGACCCUGGCUGGCUGGGGCCCAGGUGUGAAGACCCCUGCCCAAGUGGCACAUUUGGGGAGGGCUGUGGCUCCACCUGCCCCACCUGUGUUCAGGGGGCUUGUGAUGCUGUGACUGGGGAAUGUGUCUGCAACGCUGGCUACUGGGGACCCAGCUGCAACGUCUCAUGCCCAUCUGGCUUCCAUGGAAACAACUGCUCUGCUCUCUGUGAAUGCCCGGAGGGACCCUGCCACCCUGUCUCUGGGGCCUGCCAGCUGGGGUCUCACAGUCAGGACGCCACCCUCAUCGCUGGCAUCCUUGUGCCUCUGCUGCUGCUCCUCCUGGGCAUUGCCUGCUGUGCCUGCUGCUGUUGGGCUGCCCGGUUGGACCCCAAGGACAGGCCAGCGAGCGAUGGAGCUGCUGUGUCCAGGAAGAAGCUCCAGGUCUUGUGGGAGACACUGACCAGCCUGAGCUUCGCGCUGCCCUGCAGGUCCCUCAGCAGCCACAAGCUUCCCUGGGUGACAGUCUCCCACCACGACCCGGAGAUCCCCUUCAACCACAGCUUCAUUGAGCAGCCCUCUGCGGGCUGGGCCUCAGACGACUCCUUCUCUUCUGAUUACGACUGUGGAGAAGAGGAUGAGGACCCUGCCUACUGCGUCCCACCCCAAGAAGGGAUGGUCCCUGUGGCCCAAGCAGAGUCACCAGAGGCCAACCUGGGUGAUGGUCCCUUCCCUCCCCCUGAGGAUGCCUCCACCCCAUUCGCUAUCCCACGCACGUCCAGCCUAGCACGGGCCAAGCGACCCUCGGUCUCCUUUGCUGAAGGCACCAAGUUUGCACCGCAGAAUCGCCAAAGCUCUGGGGAGCUCUCCAACCCGCUCCGCAAGUCCAAGCGGCUCUCCCGGGGUGGCCAGCCAGGCCCUGAAAGCCAGGAGGCUGAGGAGUCCACGGGCCCUGAAAAAACGGAAAGGGACAAGGCCCCUCCUGGGGCACCCAGCCCCAAGGAUUCAGCCACGGGCCACCGCCGGCUCCCACUUGGUGGCCGGACCGUGGCUGAGCGCGUGGAAGCCAUCGAAAGCAGUGUCCAGGAGAGCUCAGGCUCCGUAACCACAAUAUACACCUUGGCAGGGACACCCCGGGAAUCUGAGGGCCCGGUCCGGUCUGUCCUCCGCCGUUUCGGUAGCUUCCAGAAAGGCCAGGCAGAGCCCAAGGUCAAGAGUGCCAUCCCCAAGCCUCCACGUCGGGCAUUGAGUCGGAACAAGGGCAGACCCGGGCAGGCCUCUGGCUCUGCCAGUCAGAGCCCGGGCCCAGCCCCCAGUGAGGAGCCCACUGGGGCCUCGCAGCCUGCAGGAACUGGGCCAGAGGAGGUGGCCAGUGGGCUGAGGGAUGGCAUCAAGAGCUCAGGGAGGGUCCAGGAGCUGGGCCCCGGUGGCCCCCCAAAACAGGAUCCCCAGAAGCUGGCUGACGAGGAAGGGCAGGAGGAGCCCCAGUAUGAGAAUGUUGCACCCAUCUCUGGGCCACCAGAGCCCUGAGGACUGAAUUUGGGGAGUGGGAAGGCUAUGGAUAGGGGGUAGGCAUCGAACUGCCUCUGCAUCAGAUUGUCUUUUGUGCUGGAAAAAGGUCCCAGGGCCAGGAAAGACCUCCCAGAACCUCUGCCCUUGGUGGGGAAACAUCUGAGGUAGAGGCGAGUUGGCUCUGGGCCCUGGCGGUGUUCCAGGGAAGGUCUGGAAGGCCUGGGCAGAGACCCCACGGGAUGGGGUCAGGAAGGGGAACGAGACGGCUGCAGGAACUUUUUUCUGUUGUCCUGGACUUUGCUUACCCCAAAAGGCUAUUCUUUCCUUCAUUUGCAAAAUAUUUUUCUAAAAUGGAAAACAACCUAAAUGUUUGAUGAUAAAAGAUUGGUUAAAUAAAUAUUUUUUUUGAUAGGCUCCUAAACAACCACGAAAGAUUGUUGUGUAAGAGAGCAAGAGAGAAACAUUGAUGCGUUGCCUCCCACAUGGGACCCCGACCAUGUGCUCGUACCCACAACCUGGGUAUGUGCCCUGACCAGGAAUUGAACCCGCCACCUUCGGUGUAAGG
Messenger RNA from Myotis davidii, 2939 nucleotides. It is a transcript of the gene SCARF1, whose product is annotated as scavenger receptor class F member 1. Bases 215 to 2392 code for a protein of 725 amino acids. Lineage: Eukaryota; Metazoa; Chordata; Mammalia; Chiroptera; Vespertilionidae. The transcript has 11 exons. The record is from RefSeq and is a predicted model, not a curated record. Gene Ontology annotation, molecular function: scavenger receptor activity.